This is a messenger RNA of Symphalangus syndactylus (siamang), 8960 nucleotides long. RefSeq names its product Wnt ligand secretion mediator (gene WLS). Gene Ontology annotation, cellular component: endomembrane system; organelle membrane. Gene Ontology annotation, biological process: Wnt signaling pathway; Wnt protein secretion; intracellular protein transport. The record is from RefSeq and is a predicted model, not a curated record. Gene Ontology annotation, molecular function: Wnt-protein binding. NCBI's taxonomy places the organism in Eukaryota, Metazoa, Chordata, Mammalia, Primates, Hylobatidae.
CACAAUCACAGCUCCGGGCAUUGGGGGAACCCAGCCGGCCGCGCCGGGGGAAUCCGUGCGGGCGCCCCGUCCCGGUCCCAUCCUCGCCGCGCUCCAGCACCUCCGAAGUUUUGCAGCGCCCAGAAGGGAGGCGAGGAAGGAGGGAGUGUGUGAGAGGAGGGGGCAAAAAGCUCACCCUAAAACAUUCAUUUCAAGGAGAAAAGAAAUAGGGGGGGGCGCAAAAAUGGCUGGGGCAAUUAUAGAAAACAUGAGCACCAAGAAGCUGUGCAUUGUCGGUGGGAUUCUGCUCGCGUUCCAGAUCGUCGCCUUUCUGGUGGGAGGCUUGAUUGCCCCAGGGCCCACGACGGCAGUGUCCUACAUGUCGGUGAAAUGUGUGGAUGCCCGUAAGAACCAUCACAAGACAAAAUGGUUCAUGCCUUGGGGACCCAAUCAUUGUGACAAGAUCCGAGACAUCGAAGAAGCCAUUCCAAGGGAAAUUGAAGCCAAUGACAUCGUGUUUUCCGUCCACAUUCCCCUCCCCAACAUGGAGAUGAGUCCUUGGUUCCAGUUCAUGCUGUUGAUCCUGCAGCUGGACAUUGCCUUCAAGCUAAACAACCAAAUCAGAGAAAAUGCAGAAGUCUCCAUGGACGUUUCCCUGGCUUACCGUGAUGAUGCUUUUGCUGAGUGGACUGAAAUGGCCCAUGAGAGAGUACCACGGAAACUCAAAUGCACCUUCACAUCUCCCAAGACCCCAGAGCAUGAGGGCCGUUACUAUGAAUGUGAUGUCCUUCCUUUCAUGGAAAUUGGGUCUGUGGCCCAUAAGUUUUACCUUUUAAACAUCCGGCUGCCUGUGAAUGAGAAGAAGAAAAUCAAUGUGGGAAUUGGGGAGAUAAAGGAUAUCCGGUUGGUGGGGAUCCACCAAAAUGGAGGCUUCACCAAGGUGUGGUUUGCCAUGAAGACCUUCCUUACGCCCAGCAUCUUCAUCAUUAUGGUGUGGUAUUGGAGGAGGAUCACCAUGAUGUCCCGCCCCCCAGUGCUUCUGGAAAAAGUCAUCUUUGCUCUUGGGAUUUCCAUGACCUUUAUCAAUAUCCCAGUGGAAUGGUUUUCCAUCGGGUUUGACUGGACCUGGAUGCUGCUGUUUGGUGACAUCCGACAGGGCAUCUUCUAUGCGAUGCUUCUGUCCUUCUGGAUCAUCUUCUGUGGCGAGCACAUGAUGGAUCAGCACGAGCGGAACCACAUUGCAGGGUAUUGGAAGCAAGUUGGACCCAUUGCCGUUGGCUCCUUCUGCCUCUUCAUAUUUGACAUGUGUGAGAGAGGGGUACAACUCACGAAUCCUUUCUACAGUAUCUGGACUACAGACAUUGGAACAGAGCUGGCCAUGGCCUUCAUCAUUGUGGCUGGAAUCUGCCUCUGCCUCUACUUCCUGUUUCUAUGCUUCAUGGUGUUUCAGGUGUUUCGGAACAUCAGUGGGAAGCAGUCCAGCCUGCCAGCUAUGAGCAGAGUCCGGCGGCUCCACUAUGAGGGGCUAAUUUUUAGGUUCAAGUUCCUCAUGCUUAUCACCUUGGCCUGCGCUGCCAUGACUGUCAUCUUCUUCAUCGUUAGUCAGGUAACGGAAGGCCAUUGGAAAUGGGGCGGCGUCACAGUCCAAGUGAACAGUGCCUUUUUCACGGGCAUCUAUGGGAUGUGGAACCUGUAUGUCUUUGCUCUGAUGUUCUUGUAUGCACCAUCCCAUAAAAACUAUGGAGAAGACCAGUCCAAUGGCGAUCUGGGUGUCCAUAGUGGGGAAGAACUCCAGCUCACCACCACUAUCACCCAUGUGGACGGACCCACUGAGAUCUACAAGUUGACCCGCAAGGAGGCCCAGGAGUAGGAGGCUGCAGCGCCCGGCUGGGACAGUCUCUCCAUACCCCAGCCUCUCUCACUAGAGUGGGGAGCAUUGCCACAGAGAGCUCAAUGUACAAAUGAAUGCCUCGUGGCUCUGAGCUGUGGCUUCUUGGACCAGCAGCAUGGACAUUUGUCAGUUUGCCUUCUGACGGUAGCUUUUGGAGGAAGAGUCCUGCAGCCACUCAUGCGUUGUGUAUGAUAACAAAAACUCUGGUAUGACACAUUUUCUGUGAUCAUUAUUCAUUAGUGACAUAGUAACAUCUGUAGCAGGUGGUUAGUAAACCUGGUGGGGGUGGGGUGGGGGUGUAUUCCUUGGGGGAUGGUUUGGGCCGAAUGGGGAGUGGAAUAUUUGACAUUUUUCCUGUUUUAAAUUCUAGGAUAGAUUUUAACAUCCUUUUGCAGUCCCAGUCCAAGGUAGGCUGGUGUCAUAGUCCUCUCACUCCUAAUCCAUGACCACUGUUUUCUUCCUAUUUAUAUCACCAGGUAGCUACUGAGUUAAUAUUUAAGUUGUCAAUAGAUAUGUGUCCCUGUUUUGUGGCAUAAUAUAAAAUAACUGAAUUUCCUGAGAAGAUUUAUUCCACCAGGGGUGUUUCAGCUUUGAAACCAAAUCUGUAUAUCUAAUACUAACCAAUCUGUUGGAUGUGGGUUUUAAAAAAUGUUUGCUAAACUACCCAAGUAAGAUUUACUGUAUUAAAUGGCCUUUGGGUCUGAAAAGCCUUUUUAACCUCUUGCUUAAAAUGCAUUUUAUUUUGAUAAGAUCCUUCAAAUAGCCUCCAAAAGUAUAGAUCCAAUCAUUUAAAUAAACCUGUAUGUAUAUGCCUAUGUCUACAUGCAUACCCCCUCCUGCUAGAACUCAUACACAUGCAUGAUAAUCUGCAUAGAUUAUUCUCCAGGUUGAACCUAGGGGUGGGGAGUUGAUGGGGGAAAUAGGUUUCUGAAAAGUGGAUAUACUUUAUCAUCAAAUUAAAGUGUUUGGGGACAAUCUCUAUUCCUGGAGAAAGGGUGACAUUUUCUGUCCUGUGUGGUUAGCCUCCCUAGGCUGGCAAUGGACGCUCAUAUGUGUGACAACAAAGGUGGGGACAACAUCACGUCCUUUAGAAGCAGAGCUGUCCCCUGUCCUAUUCAGACUUUCCCCAAUAGCCUUUUUCAUUGUAUUUUAACACUUGCAUUGGAGGUAGCCGAGAGAAGGAACUGUUUCUGGUCGAAGGUCUGUGAUUUACAUCUGACCUAGCCAUUUCCUCACUUAUAUUGAUAAACUUUAACUGCUUACUGGGGUCACAGUGAAAAUUUCAGUCAGUUCAUGUAUAUGGAAGUGUUUUAUGAACAACAAGCCACAUAAAUGUGUUUUGAGUAACUUGUUUUUCAGACACUGAGGUCUGGAGGUCUGGGGCACAGUCCACGUAAUUCACCACUCAGCACCCCCAGCCUGCCUUUGCCUCACUUUGGCUUAAAGCGUGGUAAGCAGUGACAGUGGAAAAUGCUUUGACGUUGGCGUUCUCUCUAGGCCUUUUCCUGACCUGGUGGACACUGGAUGGUGUACGAUCCUGUGCACUCAAUAUCCAUUUACCAAUUAACCACUGCAGUGCCAGGAAUCAAAGGGAGCUGUGCCUCCCAGUCUGGUAGGGAACUCCUGUCCCAGAAGAUAGAGGGAAUGUUUCUGUAUCCCCUGGGUUAGGAAAAGGACCUGAGAUAGAUAGACCUUAAAGAAGAAGGAUUUUACCAGAGCCAACGGGCAAAGGGAUCAGCAGUACAAAAUGCAAAGCAUGGACAAUGUUUGGAUAAGGUCGGCGAUCAGGCCUGGCUGGCACAUAGAAAUGGAAAGAGCAGAUGAUGAGCCCUGUGCACCUGUGAGCCAGAUGGAGGGGGUCUUUAACACUGUAGUAAGAGUUACAAGACUCAGCCUCAGAUAUUAGGCAGAGAAGUGAUACGAUUGAAUGUGCUCUCUUUUCUGGGCUUGUCCAGCCUCUCCAGGCUCCAGUGCUCAGAGACUGGAACCAGGACAGUAGCAGAGGACUUGGAGGAGAGGAUUGUUUUGGAGAUAAAAUGCACAAGGUUUGAAUGUUCUGGAUGUGGGUUGCACAGAAAGUAAGAUCAGAGUCAAAUUUCAAGCCCUCGCUGGGGAAGGGAAUGGUGGGGUUUCGGACAGAGAGAGAGAUUCUUGGAUGACGAGUGUCAGUGGAUCCACUACUUAAAGUUUUCUAAGUAGGAGCCACCUCUAGCAAGCUUAGCUAAGAGAGAGCUAUACUAGAACUUUCCUAGCAUAUAUGAAAGAUCCGUGGAAGAGUUGAAUUAACCAGGAAGAUGGGAAGUGGGGCAGCUCUAAGGGCCCCUAGCACCAGGAAUCCAUGCACCUUUCUCUCACAGAGCAGUACCAUUCACUACUGAGUCUUUGUCCAGUUCUUGUUUCUCUCAAAAACUAGGAGCCUUAGGCAGGUGGCUGCCCCUGUGCCAGUCACCUGUGACCGGGAAGUUCAAAUGGUUGCUUGGGGCCCACCUUAUAGAUCGGUGUCCAUUUCCAAAGAACGGAGAAUCCAUUUUGAACUGGGCAAACAAUCAGAAAAGAUCUAGCACAGUGGUCAAGAUGAUGAGUUUGGGUUUGCCUGGGCUGGGUUUUAAAAGCCAUCUUUGAGGACAUGAGCUAACAAUUAGAACUUAGGGGUCCAGCAGAUUGGGCAGCCACCACCAUUGAGAGGGAGAAGGACGACUGGGCAGAGCAGCCAAACAAACAUAAAGCAGAUGACCACCAAGAGUAGUGAGCCAGACAUGGCCAUAUUCUAUAGGAAAGGGGAAGAAGAUGAGGGGGAUAAAUCGGAGAAAUGUGGGGCUUCAAAGAAAGAACCAGAUUCACAAGGAAAAAAGAAAAAACAACAUUAGAUGUCCUGAGAGGUUCAGCAGCAUUUAAGGAUCCAAGUCUCUUGGAUUUGGUGGUUUGGAUCUGUGUGACCUUCUUAAGUGGCAAGGGCAGAAAGUAGACAGAGAAGUGGAGUACAGUCAAUGGGCAAUUGUGAUGGGCAGGAAGGAAGUAGAGUAGUUGCUCCGAGAGGAGCCAGAGUAAAGUGGAGGCUUGUGUUUUUUAGUCUGCAGAGAAGUGAACUAAGUUUGUACACCUGAAGGGUGAGGUCCAGCCAUGAAGGAAACAUGAGGAGCUAACGUAAGCCACAAGCAAAAUCAGAGUUUUAGGAGCAAAAGUACAAGUUGAUGAGUUAGCAUUGAAGGAGUGAAAGGACACUUUCGUCCUGACAGGAGAGAAACAACAAAUGGACAGUGGAGGAGAGUGAGGUCCAGAGGAGAGGGGUUGCAGUAUGUCCCUGGGCUGUUCUGCCUUCUCCACCGAUGUGUAGUGGGCGUUGGAGUUUCACUAAAGAAGUCUCCGUUUCAAGAAUGCAGGUUGCAUGCAACCCAUUUCAAUCAGUGGAAAGAGAAGUGGAAACUCGAGAAAAAAUUAUUGGCCACGUAUACCAGUUUUAUACAUUGUCAUAAUAAACAUUUUUCAAGCAGCUUUAAAGGAUAUUAUAGGAAAAAAGUAUGAAAUUGUACAGGUGUCUGUUUUUAAAAAAUAAAGUUUACCAAUACUUAUGAUAAACCAAUAAAAUGCAAUUGCUAUAUCAAAUGGAAAACAAAAUCGGUUUUAUGUUGGCUAUCCCAGUGGAUUUUCACUGUGUAUUGUUCCUACAAGAAAAUGUCCAUAGUAAUAAGUGAUUCCACGUGUGACUCUCAAGGGUGGUUUUAACCAUUUCUCAGAACUGAGAUAAAGCUCUGACAAUUCUGAUGCCUGAGUUCAGCCUAUAAUCUCAGAGCUGAUGGGGCCCUUGGAACUCACGCCUCUGGGGUCCCAGCAGGUAACUUUGAGAAGUUCAAGAGAAAGGUCAGGGGAGGUUGGAGGACCUCCCAGGGUUCACAGGGUAGUGGCCACGCCCUGGUCUUGGGUCUCAUCCUAACCUUGUCAGUUCUAGAAACUAUAUGUUAUCUACUCUUUCAAAUUGAAUCAGGCUCCCAAAGGCUGAAUAGUAACAUUGGGGAAUCUAUAAACUAGAAUUUCUGCGUGACCUUUUACAGUAAAGAAUGCAUAGAUCUUGUGGCUCCAUCAUCGUAGACUUCCUUCCUUCCUAUUAUUUUCAGGUAACCAUGGAGGCUAAAAGAGGAAACAGAAGGUUUUUGGUAGACAAGGAAUAAAUUCACAGGGAAACUGGUGUCCUUGGACGAGAUAAUGUCCUCCUAACCCUGUGCCCUCCAAAGAAAAUACACACAGCUCCCUAAAAAGUGCCUAGCAUAGUGUGGGAAUUCCAUCAGGGAGAGUUGGUGAGUGAGAGAGUGAACACACUUGCCUGAUCCCCAUCUCUCUCUGCCACGUGACCCUGAAUUAUUUGGGAGCCAUCUUCUUGAUUCAAGCUGACUCAUCAGGAUGUCAGUGCAGUUGGUCACGCUCAACUUGCUGGUGGCGUCCAGACAUUCAUGAGCCUGUACUUUGUCUUCUGUAUUUCAAGGUCCUUUUUAUCCUGUAGUGCUCCGGGAAGCAUCUGACUUCUGCAGGCUGUCUCUCCAUCACGUUUUGAUACGUGAUUGAUUUUGUUGUAUGGGGAUAAUUUGGUUUCUGAAAUGACAUUAGCAGCCCCUUGUCUGCUGACAUCGAGGGGCCUUCUAAGCAUGUCUUGAAGUGUUCAGAGCUUCCUGUCUCCUGUGACAACACACUGAUCGCUCAGGGAAGAAUGCCCUUCGCUACUGAGACCAGACCUUUCGUUUGUGACUUAUUUGGAUUGAUAGAACCCCUUUUUGUAGGGCCUGCCCCAUGGAAGUCUUCCCUUCCCCAGGCUCAGCAUCUCAGCUCCUGAACCCUCCCUCCAGAAAUGGUUUCUAGAAAGUUCUCCCAUUACUACUUACCUGUUAACUGCAUCCUAGCUUCUCAAUGUUCCAAAAUGUGAUGCUCAGAUGGCAGGACUGCUCCAGCUGGCACAGGUUAGUGUGAAAAUGUCCCUUCCUGUACUGGGGCUUGAUGUCCUAGGAAAAUGGUACAGGAUUUUUAAAAAUACUCACUUCUCACUUUUUUUUUGCUUCUCAUGACCAACCACUAAAUACUUAGUUUUAAAAAUUUAUAUUACCAAUACCUUCUCUGUAUUCAGCAAUAUUUUUGACUUAAUGGUAGAACUUUACAUAUAUCCCUGUUAUGUAUUUUUUUUCCCCAUACACCAGUUAGGUUAAGGGACAUCUUUAGCUUUUAAAAAAGUACAGUUUGAAAUAUAAGUAAAAGCAGUGAAGUCUUUUCUAAGUACAAAAUGAAUUGGUUCCAAUUGCUAGAGAAUUUAGAAAUAUAUAUUCACCUGAGGCCAGAAAAACCUCCUUUGGCCUAGGCCUCUCCUUUGUCAAGCUCUCUCCAUCACAAGUGUGCAUGUGUGCACAGACACACACACACACACACACACAGACACAGAAUUUAACAGCAGUGAUGUGUGUUGUAAUAUGCAACUUUGUAAGUUACAUAUCUCCCCCCAAUACUACCUUCUCAGUCACAGAGUAGAGAUCUUACUUCACAAGAAGGGAGACUCAGGGAGGUGAAGUGACCUGCGCAAGAUCAUCUAUUACAGUGCCAGAGUUGGAACUAAAGGAACUUCAGUCUCGUCUUUCCAGUAGCAUAUCUGCAGCAGAAGAGUCAAGAAUGUUGUGAGCUGCAACUCUCACUAGAACCAAAUGACCUUAUUGGGAGAUGUUAGUCCAGCCUUAGAAACAAGCUCUUCACCUCCAUGAAUGGCAAGUGUCUGCCCUCUUCAGGCCAAAUCGAGAAUGACAUCGAUCACUGAGCAAAUCUUCAGAACCCAAGUCAGACCUUGGACUAUUGCUUUUCAGUAAGCUCUGGUCCUGGCUCUGUCUCUAACUCUUGCUGUGGGACCCUCAGGGAAGCUACCCACCCCCUUCAUCCCAGCUGAAUGAGAUGACUUCUGAAGUCCUCAGCAGCCCUGAUUCUAAGCCUCAUAAGGGAGAGUAGGUGUUAAUGGCACCCUAUGGCAAUGGUGGGCACCUGAUGCAGUUCUGCUGUGAGCCAUGUGCUGGCAUCACAGGGGUGGUUUAUUCAUUUCAUUUAUUAUCUGGACAGCCCCUUCUUAUAACUUACAUCCUUGCCUCUUCUGAGGCCCUAAGAUCCCCAAGGUGGCUCCUGUAUCCAGAAACCCUUUGGCCUUCCCUCCCAGUUAAGCAAGAUCUCUCUUCAACUCAGGGAUGCUGAGAGAUUGAAAGUGAACUACACACAGGAGCAGCCAAGACAGGAGUUCUUUCUAUAGCACCAUGCUUGGCUGAUUUCUUUACACGGAGUGGGCAGAAUUUUUAAAACAGCAUUUGUGCCUUUUAGCCUGGGCUCCUCCUAAAAGCAGACUCUGGGACAAGGAUUUGUGUGCAAGUAGCUGGCUUGAAAGGUGAUUCCAGGAAGCACUGAGGUGGCAUGGAGAAGCGAGGCUGAGACGAAGGGAACGCAAAGAACAGCCACCAAGGUGCAUUGCCAGGGCGUCUGCCAAGCUGUGAGGAACAGGCUGCAGAGUUGUCCCCUGGGGCUGAGGAAGCUGUGAGAGAGAGCCACUCACUCCCACCCUUUGUAGGUAGAGGGCCACCCCCAGGCUCUUAGCUACUUGGACCCAGGGCCAGCUUGAGGAAUAUGGGUGGGUGAGGCACCCGUGGCCUCUGCUGCAUUGUUUUUAAUCCAUUCUCAAAAACAAAAUGGUCCUAUCGCAGAAACUCUGCAAAAAUACAUGAAAGAGUAAAGAAAAACGUAAACAUUUUACAAUUACUCUAUCCAAAGAUAAAUACUGUUAAAAUGUAUGUUCUUACACAAGUUUUUCCAUGCAUAUAUGUGCAGAUUUAUAUAAAUUAAGAUUGUAUUAUACAUAGAAAAUAAAUUUCUGGACAGUUACAUAACCUGCCCUUUUCAAAGUAUAUGUAGGAAAUCUAUGUUAUUAUGUUGUCUUCUAUAACAUGAUUUUCAUGACUUUACUAUUAUAGUCUCCAAUAUGGAUGGUUCAUAAUUUUUACUGGACAUUUCAGUGGUUUGCAAAGUUUGACUAUUACAAUAUAUGUUGAAAUGAGCAUCCUUGGAUAUAAAUCUUUUUUGUACAUCA